Molecule: messenger RNA, 1647 nt
Organism: Capsicum annuum
Lineage: Eukaryota; Viridiplantae; Streptophyta; Magnoliopsida; Solanales; Solanaceae
Product: receptor-like protein 33
Exons: 5
Coding region: 1-1647 (548 amino acids)
Molecular function (GO): protein binding
Source: RefSeq, a predicted model, not a curated record
AUGGCUAGGCUAACGGUGUUGGACUUAAGAAGGAACAAUUUCACAGGGAGACUUCCACCAUUAUGUGCGCAGAGCACUUCAUUGAGUACCAUUAUCUUGAAUAGUAAUCAAUUUGAAGGACCUGUCCCUGUGUCGUUGCUCAACUGUACUGGUUUAGAAGUUCUUGAUUUGGGGACUAAUGCGAUAAAUGACACAUUUCCAGCUUGGCUAGGAACACUUCAAGAACUGCAGGUCCUUAUAUUAAAGUCCAAUCUGUUCCAUGGGCCUAUUAGUUCUUGUCAAACUGAGUUUUGCUUUCCCAAGGUGCGAAUUUUCGAUCUUUCUCUUAAUGAAUUCAGUGGCUCACUUCCUGCAAAAGUUUUUGGAAACUUCAAGGCAAUGAUUAAAUUAGACGGCGAAGACACAGGAGAGAUCAAGUACAUGGAACCAUCUAUGACGUCAUCUUACUCAUCGUAUGAGGUUUCAGUGAGUUUGGUGAUCAAAGGCCAGGAUAUUGAGCUAGAAAAAAUCACCACAAUAAUGACAACCAUUGAUCUCUCGAGCAACCAUUUUGAAGGUGUCAUUCCAAAAACACUUAAGGAUCUUGGCUACUCAAUUUCUCCUGCCACUAUCUCAAAGGGAAAACUUGUCCCGAAAACGAUGUCUUGGAAUGACAGUACAGAUUGUUGCACUUGGGAUGGAGUCACUUGUGACAUGUUAACUGGCCAUGUUAUCGGCGUGGACCUUAGUUGUAGUCUUCUUCAUGGAACUAUUCAUCCCAACAGCAGCCUCGUCCAAAAUACAUUUGAAACACUGCUUCAAAACUUCACAAAACUAGAGGUACUUUCUCUCUAUUCUGUCAAUGUCUCAUCCCCGAUACCUAUGAAUUUGUCUUCCUCCUUAAGACGAAAUGCUGAUGUUUUCAUUAACCUCCAAGAGCUAGUUGAAUUGGAUCUUUCUAACAACAGCUUCAUUGGUCCAUUACCCUCUUUAAUUUUAAGCUUGACACGUCUUCAACGCUUAGACUUGCCGAGUAAUUCCUUAUCCGGUCCAUUGUCAAGCAACACGAGCAUGCUUCAAAAGCUAACUUUUGUGGAUUUGUCUUAUAACUCACUGAAUGGUACCAUACCGUCUUGGGUGUUUAGGCUUCCUUUGCUAUCUUGGUUGUCGCUUGAUCAUAAUCAAUUAAGUGGACUAGUUGAUGAGCUCAAAGCAAACACGACAUUAGAGUAUUUGGAUUUACGUCAUAAUCAAUUCAGUGGUCCUGUUCUCCGAUCACUUGGAAAUCUCGGUCCACUACCUUCAUCCAUUUGUAACAUGAGCAGCCUUACCUUUCUAGCUUUAUCACACAACUACUUCAGUGACUCGGUUCCUCAUUGCUUGGGAAGCAUGGUUGAGCUAUCUGUGCUAGACUUAAGAGGAAACAAUUUCACGGGUAGUCUUCCACCAUUAUGUGAGCAUAGCACUUCAUUGAGUACCAUUGUCUUGAAUGGUAACGGAUUUGAAGGACCUGUACCUGUGUCUUUACUUAAUUGUCAUGGAUUAGAAGUUCUUGAUAUAGGGAAUAAUGCUAUCAAUCACACAUUUCCAGCUUGGCUAGGAACUCUUGAAGAGCUGCAAGUCCUUAUAUUAAAGUCGAACAAGUUCCAUGGACCUUAUAAGUAUUAG